This is a messenger RNA of Pelmatolapia mariae (spotted tilapia), 2884 nucleotides long. Its product is annotated as probable flavin-containing monoamine oxidase A. The transcript is spliced from 12 exons. Gene Ontology annotation, molecular function: oxidoreductase activity. The record is from RefSeq and is a predicted model, not a curated record. Bases 97 to 1725 code for a protein of 542 amino acids. Lineage: Eukaryota; Metazoa; Chordata; Actinopteri; Cichliformes; Cichlidae.
AUUGAUACAGAGAAGAAAAGGGAAUACAGGCUGGAUUUGAGUGUCUGAAUCCUCAGUUUACCAGCACACGCUAAGUUGGCACUAAAGAAAGUAACUAUGACUGCGGAAAUUUGGGACGUUAUAGUUGUUGGUGCUGGACUUUCUGGACUAAGUGCAGCUCAUUGGCUUAAAAAAAGGGACGCCACUAUGAAAAUACUGAUUCUGGAAGGGAAAGAUCGGGUGGGAGGGCGCACAGUGACUGUCAAGUUACCAGCAGCCAGUGGUGUUGAUCGCUGGGACCUUGGAGGGCAGUGGGUAGGAAGUACUCAAACGCACGUCUUGAAGCUCAUAAAAGAGCUGGGCUUAGAAGUCUACCCACAGUUCAAUAGGGGUAGAAAGGUGCACCACAUGGGUGGGCCAACUUCCAAAGUUCGCACCUAUAAGACCAGCAUUCCUACUCUGUCCCCUGUGGUGCUAAUGGACUUCACCCAGAUCCUGUGGAAGAUUGACAGACUGUGCGCAACAGUAUGCGUCCAGGAUCCCUCAAAGACUCCAAAUGCUGAAGAACUAGACAGCAUGACGCUGCACACGUACAUUGAGAAACACGCUUGGACUGCAGAACUAAAAGAGGAAAUCGGGCUGUGUAGCAGAUCUGUCUUUGGAAUUGAGCCAUCCCAGAUGUCUUUCCUAUUCUUCCUGAUGUAUGCUACAGCUGCUGGAGGGCUACUAAAGCUGCUGGAGAGCACUCCAGGUUGUGCUCAAGAGUUCAAGAUAAAGGGAGGCACCCAACAGCUUUCAGAGUGUCUGGCAGACCGUGUUGGAUGGAAGAAUGUCCGGCUGGGUUGUGCUGUGACAGCCAUAUGGCAGGAUGCUGAGUGGGCCAGGGUGAUGACUGCUACAGACACCUUCUUGUGCAGAGCUGUGAUUGUCACCUGCCCCCCUCAUUUGGCAGCAAAGAUCAACUACCAACCAGCCCUGCCCAGCCAGAGAGAAUUCCUUACUCAGAACAUGCCUGUGGGUCAUAUGAUAAAAUUCAUUAUUACCUACAAAACGGCUUUUUGGAGGGAGAAGGGUUUUUCUGGGGAAAUAGUGGCAGGGUCCUCCACCGAGUGUCCAUUCUGUGUAACCUUUGAUGCCACCAGCCCUUUUGGUAAUGCUGCUCUGGUAGGAUUCAUUGCUGGCCAGCAGGCUUCUCAUUGGGAAUCAAAAGAGGUUGGAGAAAGGAAAAAUGCUGUGCUUUCCAGUCUGGUCAAAUAUCUAGGUCCUCAGGCUGCAUCUUUCAUUCAUUAUGAAGAAAAAGAUUGGGCCAAGGAGGACUACAGUGGUGGCUGUCCUGUUAAUGUCAUGGCACCAGGUUUGCUAACAUAUUACCACUCUAGCCUGAGGAAGCCUUUUAGCAGGAUACAUUGGGCAGGAACAGAGACAGCCACCCAGUGGUGUGGAUACAUGGAUGGAGCGGUGCAAGCUGGUCAGAGAGCUGCUCUGGAGGUGCUGGCUGAAGUGUCCCACAUGACUCUGACCACAGAGGAGCAGGAAGAAUUGCAGUGCAUUCAAAAUGUCAAGAGUACUUCUAAGCAAAGACCAUCAUCCAAACUCGUGUACCUGCCUACAAGCAAAUCUGUGGUUAUAGCAACACUCACAAUAGGAGCUGUUCUUCUGCUGGCUCAGCAUCAAAAUACAGUAUUAAAGAUCAAAGAGUACUUCACAAAUGCCUUUUCACCAAUCAAGCACAACCUUCUGCUGUGAUAACAAAAAAAACCAAACAAACCUGUAAACCAAGAGUACAUUUAAGCAAAAAAAAAUGAAAAAAAAUAAUUUAAAACAAGAUGAAAAAUAUAUUGGCAGCAGCCAGUGGUAUCAAUUUCAAAUAUUUUCACAAGAUUUUCAAAAAACUUGACCUAAAACCUCUGAUCUUGAGGUCAGACCACUGACAUUGGAACUCCAUCCAAGGUUUUUAGUAGUUGCACCUGUGGUAUCAAUUUGAAUGGUCUUGUUCUCGAGUUAUUGCAUUAACAAGCUUCCACAGUGCCCGCCUGCCAGCCUGGCAAGGUGACAACAAUACCACAUCAGCCUUUUAUGGCUGAGGGGUAAAAAGCUAAAGGUUCUGCUGGAAUCUAAAUUAUUUUCACUAGCAGUGACUACAAAAACAACAACAACAACACGCCCCCCCUAAAGUCAUAAAGUUGUGCUUAUGACAUUAGGACCAGAAUGCAGGACUUUUACAUGUACUCUACUUUUGCUUGCAAGGUGUAACUAAUGAAGUGACUGGUGAAUACAGAUGUAUGUGGGAGAGCCUUUGGGAAAAAUACCUAAGAAAACUCAAAGAAACUAUUUAUAUAAAUAAGAGGGAAAAAAAGGUCUGCACUGCAGUUAAAACCAGUUUGUCAUGAGAAAAUCAAGCCUUCACAGUGUAUGCCUUUUGAGGUUUCACACAAAGCCAUAACAUCUGGAUGAAAGGUUUGAAGCUAUUCCACAAGCAUGUUUUUUGACUCACAAAACCAUAAAAAGAUGAACGAGUGUAAGAUGGAUGAACCAGUCAGACAAUGGACAUAUCCAAGAGAAGGUGAUUUAAUCGCUAUCACUUGAUUGCACAGUCGAUUGAAAGGAUUUUUGUCACUUCCAAUGUCUCCUCUAGAGAGGAUCUCAAAUGCCCACUAAUCACUGUAUGGUAGUCUGUGACUCCUUUGGCGCCAUGGCUUUCUAUUUGUCUUUGUUAUCACUAGCUUGCACUGAAUCAACUGCUUGUUCUCCCUGGUUUCACUUAAGCCAGCCCAGGCUGAAUCAAGGCCAGUGUCCUAACAUUUCUGAACAUGUUUGAUUAUUUGUAGCAUUUGAUUACUGACCCAUUUUUUGUUGAGAGUCAAAUGAGCUGAAAUCAGUGCAAUGGUUCUUGUGCAAGUAAGUU